This is a messenger RNA of Paramormyrops kingsleyae, 1888 nucleotides long. It is a transcript of the gene slc38a11, whose product is annotated as solute carrier family 38 member 11. Gene Ontology annotation, biological process: amino acid transmembrane transport. NCBI's taxonomy places the organism in Eukaryota, Metazoa, Chordata, Actinopteri, Osteoglossiformes, Mormyridae. Gene Ontology annotation, cellular component: membrane. The record is from RefSeq and is a predicted model, not a curated record. Gene Ontology annotation, molecular function: L-amino acid transmembrane transporter activity.
UAUUUACUCUGCAAGCAGUAACUGCAUGGAAGCUGAUUCAGUAGGCGGGCUAAACUAUAAGGCCGAAUUAAACUCUGCCUCUUUUGCACGACUAAUGGCGGAGACACGAUUGGAAAAAAGACUUUAUUCGUUUUUCGAGAGCUACAAGCGGAAACUUCGCUUGGACUCCCCGACAGAUCAGAAGGCAGCAACUGGUCUACAGGAACAUAGGAUGACUAAUGAGGAUGAAGCAAGUGAUAAGAAAUGUCUGGUUUCACUGGAAAAAUUCACAGACAAGAGGGGAACGAGCUCUAUACCAUUAGCUUGCUUUAACUUCAUCAAUUCCAUCAUCGGAUCAGGAAUUAUAGGGCUGCCUUACUCAAUGAACCAGGCGGGACUUCCUUUAGGGAUUGCGCUCCUGGUUAUCGUUGCCCUCAUUUCUGAUUACUCUAUUAUCCUGCUGAUUAAAGGAGGGAAUCUCUCAGGAGCCUGGAGUUACCAGUCAUUAGUACAAAACACGUUUGGCUUUAUUGGAUAUUUGAUUCUAUCUGUUUUGCAGUUUUUAUACCCUUUUAUUGCUAUGAUCAGCUACAACAUCAUUACUGGUGACAUGCUGACCAAAGUUUUCCAGAAGGUACCUGGAGUCGGGCCCGAUCAUCUUUUUGCCGAGAGACACUUCGUCAUCUUCCUGACAACGAUUCUUUUCGCACUCCCGUUGUGUCUCUAUCGUGACGUAUCGAAGCUCGGAAAGGUGUCUUUAGUCUCGAUGAUCUUCACCAUCAUGAUCAUGAGCGUCGUCGUCAUCAGCGCUGCCACUCUCAGCCUUGAAAUACCUCCGGUGGAGAAUGCAUGGUCUUUUGCCCAUUGGAAUGCAAUUCAGGCAAUCGGUGUGAUGUCUUCUGGGUUUAUAUGUCACCAUAACAGCUUCAUGAUCUACAAUUCUUUGAAGGAGCCCACCCUCAGCACCUGGUCUCGAGUCACACACAUCUCCGUCAGCUCCGCCGCGCUCAUCAGCUUACUGUUCGCAACAGCGGGCUACGCUACCUUCACUGGGUACACGCAAGGAGACAUAUUUGAAAACUACUGCAGAAGCGAUGACUUGGCCACGUUUGGUCGCUUUUGUUUUGGGAUCAGUAUAAUAACAACCUUUCCUCUUGAAUGCUUUGUGACUCGAGAGGUGGUGUCAAAUGUGUUUUUCCAUGGAGUGCUCAGCAAUGUAGCCCAUGUCGUUGUUACUGUGGUGAUAAUCGCAGUAUCCACAGUAAUCUCCCUAACGUACGACUGCCUGGGCAUUGUUCUGGAAUUAAAUGGAGUUCUCUGUGCCACUCCGCUGAUUUUCGUCAUUCCGUCAGCGUGUUACCUGAAGCUGUCUAACAACCGAUGGUUUCAGGGAGAGAACUUCGUUUGCUGCAUCCUCCUGCUGGUGGGAGUGUGUGUCAUGGUCAUUGGUUUAGCCAUGACCGUCCUGUAUCCCCAAGACUGCUCUCACGGAGCGGAGAUGUUCUACUGCAUCUCAAACGUCUCUGCCCUCAAUGCAACGCCAUCUAGCACGAUUUCUGUGCCAGAGGUUUUCAGUGUGUCUCCGAAUGCGACCAAUUUCUGAGAUGCCUGCUUAAUUGUGCUUAAUUUAAAGAUGGUUUCACAUUUUAUUCCCUUUUACAAAUUAAUAGUAAUGGUUAAUUACACUUGUAAUAUGUUUAUAUAAAAUAUAUAGUUAUCAACAGUAACUUUUUUCUAGCCUGAAAUUUUAUGCAAACUUCUAAAUUAAUGUCAAGUACAAUACGUAUCUACGUUAACUAAACCAGAAAAACAACCUGAAUAAGGCUUGCAGUGGAUUAUGGAUGUUAUGAAAAGAACGGCCACAUGACGGCGCUAUGAAAUAUAUUAAACAUUCCUACUUGCAUCUGUA